Molecule: messenger RNA, 2131 nt
Organism: Castor canadensis (American beaver)
Lineage: Eukaryota; Metazoa; Chordata; Mammalia; Rodentia; Castoridae
Gene: Ap4s1
Product: adaptor related protein complex 4 subunit sigma 1
Biological process (GO): protein transport
Source: RefSeq, a predicted model, not a curated record
AUUCUUAGUUACAGGCCAGCCAGGGCUGUCUCAAACCAAAAACAACAGAAAUUUAACUUCACCGACAUUGUAGAGUCAAAUGAAAGUUUACUAGUUCCAAAUCAAACUGAAGCGAUUCAUGUUUAUUUGAGGACGUCCCUCCUACAUCAACCCAAUCUUCCUUCUUCAUCUUGUCCCUAAUUAACCUUCACUGUAGGCAUAUCUGACAACACUGCUUGCUUCCUAAAUAUGACAGUAAGAGGAACAGGUGCAACAUUAUUUAGAUGAGUGGUUUUUUUUCUUCGAAGCCUAAAUUUGCUCUGCAAACGGAUUUAAAAACAAAUCCUUCCAAAAGGUUGCUGCAAUUCUGAAAUCCAGGACAUGAGCCCUAAACCACCAACAUCUUUCAAAAGUUAGGUAAUGCAGUCUAUCCAUGGUUAGGAGGAACGAAUCAGGAACUCAAUUUAACUUUGCUUCAGAAGUAUCGCGACCAAGUACGUUUUACUUGAAACUAAUACCAAUUCUGUUCUCAGUCGUCUCGUAAACAUAACAAGGAAAGUCUGGGUUGGCUUUGGAUGGGUAAAGAGAGGGACUGAGGAAGGUCUAGUGAAGGGUACUGGCAAAGGAAAAUUCAGUUGAAUCACCAGGGAGAACUAAAAGGGAAUCCGAGUGAGUACAGCAGCAAUCUAGGUAAGCAGGCACUUAAGGGCUGGCGGGGGUUGAGGGGGAACGAAAAGUUCGCGGGUCGGUCACUGUGCCUGGUAGUGAGCGGCCCGACACCGAAGCGUGGCUGUCAGGGGGCAACUGCGCACCAAGUCGCGCGGGAGGGGGGCCAGACAGGCCAAAUCGGAAGGUGGGGGGGAGAUGGGAAGACGCUCAUCCCAAGACCCGCUCUCCAUCUCCAGGAAAACAAGCAAGAGCAAACUCUGUGCCCAGCAGCCCCACGCCGGACCCUAGCAGAGAGCAGCUGGGCCCCAAGCCCCGGAGGCGCCCCCGCAGACGCCAUACUAAAAGCCAAAAUGGCUGCCCCGAGGAAGCCCGCACCGCGUAGCCAGUGAAGGUUGGGGAACGAGCUUCGGUGGGAAAGGGGGAGGGGGCCCCGAGGCCAGCCGUCGCCGGGACCAUCACCGCCGAGCCGCACAGGUUCCAGUUAAAGCCAUCCCUUGCCAUAACUUUUGAGUUACAUUUGGAAAAACACUGGCCAGAAAAAAAUGAUAAAAUUUUUCCUUUUGGUGAACAAGCAAGGGCAGACCCGACUUUCUAAGUACUAUGAACACGUGGAGAUUAAUAAGCGCACACUUCUGGAAACAGAGGUCAUAAAGAGCUGCCUUUCUCGAUCCAAUGAACAAUGCUCUUUCAUCGAGUACAAGGAUUUCAAGCUGAUCUGUCGACAGUAUGCAGCUCUCUUCAUCGUGGUUGGAGUUAAUGACACAGAGAAUGAGAUGGCUAUUUACGAAUUCAUCCACAAUUUUGUGGAAGUUUUAGAUGAAUACUUCGGUCGAGUGACUGAACUUGAUAUAAUGUUUAAUUUGGAUAAAGUACACAUCAUUCUGGAUGAGAUGGUGUUAAAUGGCUGCAUUGUGGAAACUAACCGGGCAAGAAUUCUUGCCCCGCUGCUGACCCUUGAUAAGAUGUCGGAAAGCUGAGGGAAGACCCUGCCAGUCAGCACAGAUUUACAGAGCAAGGACCCUGGAGGGCAUCUCAGCGGCUGGGCCCAAAAGAACCUGGAAGACCAUACGUGGCAAGAAGGGGUAUCCUCCCAAACUCUGUAAACAGGUGUUUCCCACAGUUCUUAAAUGGAAAACAAAGCUAUUUUGAAAUAUGUACAAGAAAACCUCUCUUCACUAAGAAACAAGUUUUAUUUUCUCUGUAAGCAUAUUUUCCCCAUGUCUUUAAGUUUUGUUGAGAACCUAAGGAAUACUUUUUGGUCUCUGCUUCCUGUUGCAAAUUAAACUCAGGAAUAGCAGGAUGGAUGGUCUACAAGCCAUACCACCCAGAACCCUCUCCCCUCCCCCCGCAAUCGUCCGCUCUUGGAAGCCAUAAACAGGGUUGGUUUGGGUUUAGUACUUGGAUGGCAAGAAUGCAGGAUGAUGACAGAAAGAUACGUGGCAGAUGUCUAUCAGCCAAUAAAAAUUUUAAGUUGACUUAAAUA